GACGUGUUUGUCAUCGGCAGAGCACAGCGGCUGCAGACACAGACAGCAGCAGGUGAGACGGAGGCUGCAGGACGGAGCCGCAGAAGGACGGGAUGGAUGUCCGCCUGCGGGAAGGUGACGCAGCACAGCGGCGUUAGUGCAGGGAUUCUGCGCUGCUUCCACAGACAGACAACCAUUCUGUGUUCCGGGAGCUGCGGAGCUCCCCUGUCGCCAAAUGGACGCGAGUGCGUGAGGGGAAUACUAAUGAACGGCACGCUGCGUCCUGGCGAGGCGCGCCGCUGACGGUCACAGCAGAGCCGAUCAAUCAUCCGGAGCGCGCCGGGGUCCGCGCGCGGCUCCUGGGGGAUUUUUACGCAUCCGAGCCUGGAAUUAAUGAAACAAUCGUGAGGCUGUUUUUUUUCUCCCUGCCAAAAUGGGCAACAGUUUCUCCAACAUCUCUGCCUUCCAGUCGCUUCACAUCGUCAUGCUGGGUUUGGACUCCGCCGGGAAAACCACGGUUCUCUACAGACUCAAAUUCAACGAGUUUGUCAACACGGUACCCACGAUCGGCUUCAACACCGAGAAGAUCAAGCUGAGCAACGGCACCGCCAAAGGCAUCAGCUGUCACUUCUGGGAUGUUGGCGGCCAGGAGAAGCUGAGGCCGCUGUGGAAGUCCUACAGCCGCUGCACGGACGGGAUAAUCUACGUGGUGGACUCGGUGGACGUGGACAGGCUGGAGGAGGCCAAGACGGAGCUGCAUAAGGUCACCAAGUUCGCGGAGAACCAGGGCACGCCGCUGCUGGUCAUCGCCAACAAGCAGGACCUGCCCAAGUCUCUGCCGGUGGCGGACAUCGAGAAGCAGCUGGCCCUGCACGAGCUGACGCCCUCCACCACCUACCACGUCCAGCCCGCCUGCGCCAUCAUCGGAGAGGGGCUCCACGAGGGCAUGGACAAGCUGUACGAGAUGAUCGUGAAGAGGAGGAAGUCCCUGAAGCAGAAGAAGAAGCGGUAGCAGGCGCUGAGCUGGACUGAAGCGGCCUUUCUCAAACGGGUUUACUUUGCAGUGAUCUUCCUCUUCCAUCCUCUGGAUUGAAGCUCCUGAAGCUGUGAAGCCCUGCUGCAGGAGGGGCUGCAGGACUGAAGAAAACACCAAAAAAAAUAUUAACACAUUGGAGAAGCCUUCAGAGCCACUGAGGCUGAUAAACGGGCUGGCCCGCUUUAUCUGGAUCCUGAAGAAGCUGCGGCUCACUUUGCUCUUCUUUUCAAGACUGUUAGUUUUGGUUUGCAUCCACAGGAGGUCUUUGUGGAAUCACAAGUUUGAUUUUGCACGUAGCUUGGGCCCCCAGCCCCCUGCUCUCCAAACAGACACGUGUAGUAUGAGCUGGGUGUCAUUCAGACUUUUUGGAGCAAUGAAGUAGCCUUCCCUCUGCAUGGUGGACAGGGGACCACGUCCACUACUUUGCACUUUUCAGUUGCUUACAGACAGCAGAAACAACAUUGUAUUAAUUAAAGGAGCAGAUCCAGGUUGUUUGUGUACCAAGCCAAAACUGAAGUAUUUUUUGAAUAUUAAAAGAUUCUAAACCCACUA
This is a messenger RNA of Oryzias latipes (Japanese medaka), 1567 nucleotides long. RefSeq names its product ADP-ribosylation factor-like protein 4C. The record is from RefSeq and is a predicted model, not a curated record. Gene Ontology annotation, molecular function: GTP binding; GTPase activity. NCBI's taxonomy places the organism in Eukaryota, Metazoa, Chordata, Actinopteri, Beloniformes, Adrianichthyidae.